Molecule: messenger RNA, 810 nt
Organism: Podospora anserina S mat+
Lineage: Eukaryota; Fungi; Ascomycota; Sordariomycetes; Sordariales; Podosporaceae
Exons: 2
Coding region: 1-810 (269 amino acids)
Cellular component (GO): membrane
Source: RefSeq, a predicted model, not a curated record
AUGGUCGUCUUGAAGCUCGCAAAGAUGUUCCUCCUGCCCAAGGGCACCGGACUCAUCCGUUACAUCCCCUACCUCUUCAUCAUCCCCGUCCUCGUCUUCCACGCCCUCGCCUUGACCGGCUGCGUGAGCACCUCCCCGGGGAUCCCCAACAUCUAUGUUGUCUCCCUCCGCUCCGCCGAGCUCGCAAACACAAACAACACCGACCUCGACGUCCAAGUCCGGAUCGGCUACUUUGGCAUGUGCGGCAUCAGCGAAGAGCACGGCACCCUCUGCGGCACCGUCUCGGGCCGCUCCGUCGAGGACCUCUCCUCGACUCUGUUCCCCGCCGCGACCGCAUCAAAUAACACCCUCCUCAAGAACGAAAUCACCGAUCUCAUCACCACCGCUCAGGACCUCCAGACUGAGAUCUUCAUCUCCAUUCUCGCCGGCGCUGCAGUCCUCUUCAUCGCUGGCCUUGUCGCGCUCUUUUUCUUCAAGCAAGACAGGAAGAAGAAUGCCACUGAGUGGUAUGAGCAAGGAAAGUGGAGCAAGAUUGUCAAGCGCGGGACUUAUGGUGCGCUUUUCCUCUCGGCUGCCAUGACGUUUGCCUCUGCGCUUGCCACGAGCCAAAGCGCGGGUGCGCUCCAGAUUACGAGCGCGGUGAUGGAGAAUGCUUCGGUUUUGAUCAAGACUGGGACGACGAUUCAGGUUUUCCAGUGGAUCGCGUUUGGGUUUGGGUUUUCAUUUGCGGCGGUGGUGCCGUUUUUGGCGAAGCCUAGGGAGGAGAGUGGGAGCGGGGAGUAUGUUGAUAAGGAGGGGAAUGUGGUUUGA